AUGGUUACACUUCCAUUAGCAUAUCAUUAUGUGCAUCAAUUGAGAUAUUCCCUUGAAAGACAAUUUGAAUGUAACGAUGUAGUGAGAACAAUCUACGAAGGAGUCGACGAGCUCUCUACUCUUAUUUCCAGCUCAAAUCAUACCAGAUCGAUCAGAGGAACCAAACCAAGAAGACGUUUUGAUGAAGAUGAAACGAUAGAGGGAACUUGUGAUGGAUGUUGUCUCCCAGGAUCCCCCGGACCCGCUGGCCCACCUGGGCGCCACGGACGUCAUGGUUCCCCAGGAGCGCCAGGAAAACCAGGAAAUCCCGGAGAGCCACCAAGAGGCCCAUGUGAUCCAACACUUCCAAAUCCUUGCGAUUGUCCAGCAGGAGAACCAGGAGAACAAGGACCACGUGGACCACCUGGAAACAAUGGAUUACCUGGAUUGAAGGGAAGACGUGGAUUCGAUGGAUUAGAUGGAAGACCUGGAAGACCUGGAAAGACUGGAAUUGAUGGAGUUCCAGGACCGAAAGGAGAGGAUGGAACUGAUGGAGAACCAGGAAUAAUCGAUACUUCGGAUGUUGGACCAGCUGGAGACGAUGGUGAUGAAGGACAAUCUGGAGAAGCAGGUCAACCAGGAAAUGAUGGAAGAGACGGUAAACCAGGUCAAGUUGGACCACCAGGACCACCAGGAAAAGACGGAAUCGAUGGAGAAAAUGGGAAUGACGGAGAGCUGGGAGAACCAGGAAUUCAAGGAAGACCAGGAGAGGAGGGAAUAUGUCCGAAAUAUUGUGCAAUCGAUGGAGGUGUCUUCUUUGACAAUGGUUCUGGUCGUCGAAGAACUUAA
This is a messenger RNA of Caenorhabditis remanei, 828 nucleotides long. RefSeq lists its product as uncharacterized. The record is from RefSeq and is a predicted model, not a curated record. Lineage: Eukaryota; Metazoa; Nematoda; Chromadorea; Rhabditida; Rhabditidae. Bases 1 to 828 code for a protein of 275 amino acids. The transcript has 4 exons.